Messenger RNA from Cariama cristata (Red-legged seriema), 368 nucleotides. RefSeq names its product homeobox protein not2-like. Gene Ontology annotation, biological process: regulation of DNA-templated transcription; neuron differentiation; central nervous system development. Gene Ontology annotation, molecular function: DNA binding; DNA-binding transcription factor activity, RNA polymerase II-specific. The transcript is spliced from 2 exons. Lineage: Eukaryota; Metazoa; Chordata; Aves; Cariamiformes; Cariamidae. The annotation marks the transcript as partial. The record is from RefSeq and is a predicted model, not a curated record.
GUCUGGAGUUGUCUCACUGUGUCGGGGCCAACUCGCUGGGCCCAGCUGUGCCUUGGAGGUCUGGGGGGCCCUGCAAGAUGAAGAGGGUCCGCACGGUCUUCAAACCAGAGCAGCUGGCGCGGCUGGAGCAAGAGUUCCUCAAGCAGCAGUACAUGGUGGGCACGGAGAGAGUAGACCUGGCGGCAACUCUGCAUCUCACAGAGACUCAGGUGAAAGUCUGGUUCCAGAACCGGAGGAUUAAAUGGAGGAAGCAGAGCAUGGAGCAGAAGGCGGCAAAGCUGUCACAGUUUGGGGUGAUACAGCCUGCCACUGCGGACUCCACGGACAUCAAGGACCACGAGGAGGACACUGUGGAUGUUGAGCUUUGA